Molecule: messenger RNA, 882 nt
Organism: Truncatella angustata
Lineage: Eukaryota; Fungi; Ascomycota; Sordariomycetes; Amphisphaeriales; Sporocadaceae
Exons: 4
Coding region: 1-882 (293 amino acids)
Cellular component (GO): intracellular anatomical structure
Molecular function (GO): oxidoreductase activity, acting on NAD(P)H, oxygen as acceptor
Source: RefSeq, a predicted model, not a curated record
AUGGCUGCUAUGAACGGAGGCAACUUUGCCCAUAAUGGUAUGCCAGCACCACCGAAAAAUGACGGCCUUGUCAUGCCUCUCUUUUCUUUGAAAGGACGAACAGCGAUCGUCUCCGGAGCAGGAGCUGGCAUCGGCCUUUCGAUAGCGCAUGCCUUUGCGGAGGCCGGAGCCAACGUUGCUAUUUGGUACAAUAGUAAUAAGAAAGCUCUUGACGAAGCUGCCAACAUCGAGAAGAAAUUCGGUGUGAAAUGCAAGGCGUAUCCAGUCAAUGUUCAAUCUUGGGAGGCGGUCCGGGAUGCUGUAGACGAAAUCGUCAAAGAAUUUAAUGGCAGACUUGACGUUUUCGUAGCGAACUCGGGAAUCGCCUGGGAGGACGGCCCGUUCAUCGAUGGCCCCAUCGAGAGGAUGUCGAAGGUCCUCCAAGUCAACAUCGACGGUACCUUCUAUUGCGCACGGGCAGCUGCUUUGCAUUGGAGGCGGCAAAAGAAGGAGAGGACGACAAUCGAUGGACAGGAACUAGAGAAUUUUACCUAUGGAAGUUUCAUCGCUACUGCAUCAAUGUCUGGCCAUAUUGCCAACAUUCCCCAGAUGCAAACAGCAUACAACGCCUCGAAAGCCGCCGUGAUCCAUGCAUGUAAAUCAUUUGCUGUCGAAUGGGUCGGUUUCGCUCGAGCGAAUAGUGUCAGUCCAGGUUAUAUCAAGACUGACAUUACGCAAUUCAUCCCUGAAGAGACGAAGGGCUACUUCAAGGACAAGAUCCCUAUGGGUCGUGAAGGCGAGCCGGAAGAGCUGAAGGGCGCGUAUCUGUAUCUCGCCUGCGAUGCAUCAUCAUAUACGACAGGAACCGACCUCUUGGUAGAUGGCGGAUAUUGCGCUGUGUGA